UUUCUUCCUCUGCCACAGAUCCUCACAUCACUUUCUCUCUCCUCCCUGUCUUGAUACCACAAAAUAUUUCUCUCCAAACCUCCAUUUUUUUCCAUCCUCCAAUGGUUUCAUGAAACUCUUUCCUCCCAAAUAAAAAAAUAAACUAAAAAUAGAAAAGAGUUAAAAGAAACAGUUGCAACUUGUAACUAACUAAAUCAGAGACAGGAUGGCCCUGUCUCUUCUCCCCCUCCUCGGCCUCCUGUCCACCAUCCUCCUCCGCUCCGCCGCCACCGUAGCCGCCGUCCCUUCGUUCCGGGAGGCCCCCGCCUUCCGCAACGGCGCCGCAUGCAGCUCCCACGUCGUGCACGUCGUGAUGCCCCUCGACACGAACUACAUUCGCGGCACCAUGGCCGCGGUGCUGUCGGUCCUCCAGCACUCGACGUGCCCGGAGAACGUGUCAUUCCACUUCCUCUCCGUCCACCUCGACGUCGAAAUCUCCUCCCUCAUCAACUCCACUUUCCCUUUCCUUACAUUCGAGAUGUACCGCUUCGACCCCGGUAAGGUGAGUGGAAAGAUAUCGAAAUCCGUUCGCCACGCGCUCGACCAGCCCCUGAACUACGCCAGGAUCUACAUGGCAGACAUCCUGCCUGCUAGCGUCAAGCAAGUGAUAUACCUGGACUCUGACAUCAUCGUCGUGGACGACAUCUCGAAGCUGUGGGGGGUGGAUUUGGAGGGGAAGGUGCUGGCGGCGCCGGAGUACUGCCACGCCAACUUCACGAGCUACUUCACGGAGGCGUUCUGGUCGGAUGGGACGCUGGCUGGGGUGUUCGAAGGGAGGAGGGCGUGUUACUUCAACACGGGGGUGAUGGUGGUGGACGUGGAGCAGUGGCGGAGGGGAGGGUACAGGAGGAAGGUGGAGGAAUGGAUGGAGGUGCAGAAGCACAAGAGGAUAUACCACUUGGGCUCUCUGCCACCGAUCCUGCUCGUGUUUGCGGGGAAUAUAAAGGGAGUGGAGCAUAGGUGGAACCAACAUGGGUUAGGGGGUGACAACUUGGAAGGCAGGUGCAGGCGGCUUCACCCUGGCCCAAUCAGCUUGCUGCAUUGGAGCGGCAAGGGGAAGCCGUGGCUGAGGUUGGACUCGCAGAGACCCUGCUCGGUCGACUACUUGUGGGCCCCAUACGACCUCUACAGGUCGUCUCGGGUUGCCUUGGAGGAAUGAUGUGAUCAUGUGAAACCUAUAUGCACGCAUCUCUGUUUCAAAGCAAGUGUUAGUGUAUAUGUAUAGAGGUUGGAUGGAAUGCAUUAACGCAGCCUCAUACUAUUAUUUAUGUAGUAUAUAUAAUCAUGCAAUUGAGA
Molecule: messenger RNA, 1335 nt
Organism: Salvia hispanica
Lineage: Eukaryota; Viridiplantae; Streptophyta; Magnoliopsida; Lamiales; Lamiaceae
Gene: GATL4
Product: galacturonosyltransferase-like 4
Cellular component (GO): Golgi apparatus
Molecular function (GO): glycosyltransferase activity
Source: RefSeq, a predicted model, not a curated record